AUGUCGCCCCGCCGGCGACGAGACUUUGGGGACGGGCUGCCCGAAGUGGAACGCACGGCGUCCAACGUCUCAUCAAAUGCAUCGAGUGACAUCCUCGUCGCUCGUCCUACGCAAUCAACAACCACGCCGCAACACCAAGGCCCCUCUUUCGCAGCAUCCCAUUCUUACAAACAUUUCCCUCCGGCGGCGAUGGAAGCGUCUAUCUAUAGUGGUCUGUUGACCGUUCGGUUCAGCGACGGCGUUGCGAGGGACAGGUUUCGGGGAAUCAUACGCACCAAGCCGAAGCCCAUCUCACACGCAUCCAACAACUUCCACCAACAGUUUUACCAGGCCGGAAACGAUGACGAUGAAGAAUCGACGUACGGGCCAAAUCAUCGCGGUACUUACUCAAAAGAGUACACUCGACUCCAUCCCGACAUCAAAUGGAUCCACCGUGGGCAAGGCCGCUACUUACCAGCAUCUGAAGUCAAAUCUGACAAUCCCAAUGUCUCCCCGAGGCCAACGAGGCAAACCACUGAAAAGACGACCGGCUCGGUGGCAACGAGCGAGCGGACUAUGGACCAGAUGACCGAAGCCUUGGCACAACACUUUGACGACUUCAGACGAAAGCACAACCCAAUGGCGAAGCCUGGCUGGAGUCCAUCGUUCAAGCAUCAAUUCAACCUCAUCCUCAACCUGAUCAAGACGACUCCUCGACACCAAUGGCCCAAAGCCAUCGAGCUCAUCCGGGACAAAAGCCAACGUGAAGUGGUUCGAAAAUGGAACAAAGCUAUGGACGUCGAGUUUCCCAUGAACACCGCCACGAUAGCAAGCAGCAAUGCAAACGACGACGGCGCACGGACCAGGCUUUCACGCCAGGCCAAGACUGCCGUCCCAAGUAUUGAACAACGUCGCAGCUCACGACUAACUGACGCACCCAACAAUUCCAUCUACGCAGAGGACGACGACAUGGCUGGAGAUAGUGACGAUUCCCACGAUCCGGACAAGACAUUCAGAAAAGACUACGUCGAAGCGCACCCACACGAGACCUUCCACCACACCGGCAACGGCUGGUACAAACGGGGCUCACGAUCCGAGUCUGACAAGCACUCCAGACGUCGGGACUCCACUGCUUCGCAUGCUAUUCGCAAAUACAGCAGCAGCGAUGUCUCGCGGGAAUUAGGCCCAGGCCUCACCAUCCACGCCGACGAUCUGCACAACUACCCUGGAAUGACCUUCCACCACAAAGGCAACCGGUACUACAAACCAGGUGUGGGCCCGACUGGCAAGCGUGGAAGCAUUACUGUUGCUGCGGAUGGUCAGGUGAUACGCCCUGACCGUCGACGCAGCAGCAUCGCCCAAGAAGAAGAUGACAUGGAGAGUGUCAAGCCGGUUGUGGGAAGCAGUACGAAUGAGGUGGCAGGAACGUUCAGCAAAGAAUACACACUACUACAUCCAGAGAUUGACUGGGUGCAUCGGGGAAGUGGACGAUACAGGCGGAAGAGCAGUGUGUUUGAAGCAGGAACCGCCACACCAGCAGCAUCGUCAGAGCGUCGGUCCAGCAAGGCCGACAACAGCUUCAUCAAAGACUACGCCGAAUCACAUGCCAGCGACGAGUUUCGCCGAAGUAGCGGCAGGCGGCGAAGCUCCAAGCCGAAGAUUGACAUGUGGGAUGACGAACCAAGUGAAUUAUUCGACAAAGCUUAUGUCCAAGCUCAUCCAAACGAGGAAUUUCACCACCGCGGACAAGGUCGCUGGGCUCGAGGCACACGACCCCCUCGACCUCCCCCAAGCACACAGGAUUUUGAAGACCUCGAACCUGAAGGACUUUUCGACUCGACCUACGUCCACGAUCACCCUGACGAGACCUUUCACCAUCGAGGCCAAGGCAAGUGGGCUCGAGGGUUACCACCUCCUGGUAGUUCUAACAAGACUGCCGUUCGUGGACCCGGCGCACAAGACAAGAUGGCACUUCUCAGAUCUGAAGAGGAUACUGGGCCCAAGCCACCACCGCUUACUGCUCUACUGAGGAGAGAAGAUGGACCUGACAAGUGGCCGAAUCUGAGUUGGCAGUAUCGCGGCGGCGGCAAGUGGUGUCAAGUAUCAAAAGACGAAGCGUCUCGCCUCACUGCUGGCGGCAGGAAGUCACGAGCUGUCGGCGGCCGUCCACGUGCUGGCGAUGGACCCGAGGCGCAACUCCAGCGUGAGGCCUUAGCAGCUGAGCGCAAAGCGACUGCUCUACAGAAACCCGCGAGGGUCAUCAGAAAGCGCAGCGGACUUGCUGCAGCAGAGAUGAGAUCGAAAGGCUCUUCCAACUCGCAGUCCAAGGCACCCACUCCACGACCACCUCUCCUGCCACCUGAAGAAGACAAAGUGAUCGAGGAAGACCUGCCAAGCCUCUUCAAAGAGGAGUGGUCGGACACUGAAGCAGAUGAGCUGGAUGAGGCGGCGAAGAUCAUGCGCAAGGACUUUCCGGCAAUGAUCGGCCCAGAGGCAUUCAUCAAAGCACUCACGAAGCACGACCCAGCAGCCCGCUCCCUCGACUCGCUCAAGCAAAUCGCUGGCAAUGCACAGCUAGCACUCCAACAACUCCAAGACGAGUACCUCAGACUCGACGAAGUCGUCGCCCGCAACCCCAUGCACGGCAAGAAAGAGCGCAAAGCCGUCAAAGGCGGCCGCCAACCAGUCGAAACCGCCGUCUGGGAGGACAAGAAAGAAUCUAUCCUCUACGACUACAACUUCGACCCGCGCAAGAUCGGCUAUCAAGACCCCGACGCCCAACGCAUAGUCCGCGAUGAAGAAGGCCGCGAGCUCCGCCGCCGCCGCAAUCGCUACGGCCACGACCCGCACGCCACAGCAGUUGACUACGGCGACGGCGAAAUGACCGCCAAACGCACCAUCAAGCCCGUCUCCCGCUUCGACGGCGUCGUCGUGCAGCCACCCCGCAAACGCUCCCGUCUGAACCACAACAUCACCUCCAACGACACCCCACCCGACGACAAAGAAACCCCCUCCGCCACACCCGACCGCGGCCCCACCCCCUCCCUCCUCGCCCCCGAAGACUACCAACCCGCCGCCCGCGGCCGCUGGAAGAACCACGUCCCCAAACGCGUCCUCCAACUCCGCGGCGACAGCGUCGGCUCCAGCUCCAACCGCAGCGGCAGCGUCGACCCCGCGCCCGCACCCCCAGGCAGCACCUCGCCCGGCAAACCCGUCGGCGUGCGCAAAGGUCGUCCGCCGGGGAGUAAGAACUUGCACAAACGCAAGGAUGCGGGGAUUAAGAAAGGGCCUCGCAAACCCAAGUUGACGACGUCGACGCCGAAUUCUGCGAGCGCGAGUUUGGAGCCUGAGGAGGUGCAAGGAGGAGGAGCUACUGCUGGUGGUGGUGCGGGCACGAUGAUGGCGAUUCCGGCGAUUAUUGAGAAUCCUCCUCCGGCGGAUAACGGGCUUGUGAAGGGGGACGUGGUGGGUGUUGAGCAGGUGGGGAUGGGGGAGAGGAUGGAUUUGAAUGAGUAG
This is a messenger RNA of Zasmidium cellare ATCC 36951, 3495 nucleotides long. RefSeq lists its product as uncharacterized. The record is from RefSeq and is a predicted model, not a curated record. The transcript has 2 exons. The coding region runs from base 1 to 3495 and encodes 1164 amino acids. NCBI's taxonomy places the organism in Eukaryota, Fungi, Ascomycota, Dothideomycetes, Mycosphaerellales, Mycosphaerellaceae.